AAUUGAAAAAAUCGUGUUAGUUUACGAGAAAUGUUCAUUCCUUUUGUGUUCUUGUGCUUAUUUACAUGGAAAGCCACGGGAACCAGCAGUGAUUGUAGGCUAAGAAGCGUGCACGUCCGGCAAGAUGGCGGACUGUGCUUCGAGGUCCUGCCUUGGCAGCUGCAGCCUGUUGACCUUGACAACCAUUUGAACUAUAUGCGAGAGAAGCUGAGGACCAGGUCCCCAAAGGAUUAUAGGAAGGUGUCUCCUCGUCAGGCGCUGGUGAAUAGCGAAGUGUCAAGAUACGUCGACACAGUCUUGGCACCAUUCCUGGACGCAUACCACCGGAACAUCCAAACCUCGUACCAACAGUUCACAGCCAAGCUGCUGAGGAGGAUUAAAGACGAGAUUAACCAAGCGGUGCAGAAAAACAGAAGUUAUACGAUGUGCUUAUCCAGCUGGCUGAUGAAUUAAAAGUGCCUGCAUCUUGUGACGAGGAGCGUCGCGCUGCACGCACACUGGCCAGUCAGCAUGUCUCUGACAUCCACAAGUGUGUGGAGGCAGCCAGAGACGGCAUCGCUAAGAUGGGCGUUUACGCUGAUGAGAUGAUCCAAAUCACUAGACAGCAUAUGCAGGCCCAGGUUACUGAUGCAACCAAGUCGUUUAAUGAAGGGACCGUGGCUAUACCAAAAGGUGACGUCCCAGCCUGCAUGCAAGAGCUGUCCCGUGCAGCAGCCAACCUUGGGUACGAGUUGGAUCUCACCCUGACGAACGCUCGUCGCUUCAAUGAGCAAGCGUGCGAACAGCUUUCCACUUGUACUACGCAUGCGCGCCGCGCGUCCGAUGACGCGACUGCUAAAUUGAAAGAACAACUGUACCAGUGUGUGUACGCCUAAUGUAAGAGCGGAGCGGGCGAGCGCGCAAUCUAUGCAGCGUGGACUCAGGACACUUGUCAGAUGUUCAAUUGUUUGA
This is a messenger RNA of Leguminivora glycinivorella, 951 nucleotides long. RefSeq lists its product as uncharacterized. Lineage: Eukaryota; Metazoa; Arthropoda; Insecta; Lepidoptera; Tortricidae. The coding region runs from base 564 to 875 and encodes 103 amino acids. The record is from RefSeq and is a predicted model, not a curated record. The transcript is spliced from 5 exons.